Pyricularia oryzae 70-15 is the source of this 3125-nucleotide messenger RNA. Its product is annotated as peptidyl-prolyl cis-trans isomerase-like 4. Gene Ontology annotation, biological process: protein peptidyl-prolyl isomerization. Gene Ontology annotation, cellular component: nucleus. Bases 185 to 1702 code for a protein of 505 amino acids. Lineage: Eukaryota; Fungi; Ascomycota; Sordariomycetes; Magnaporthales; Pyriculariaceae. The transcript has 2 exons. Gene Ontology annotation, molecular function: peptidyl-prolyl cis-trans isomerase activity; RNA binding. The record is from RefSeq and is a predicted model, not a curated record.
UUCAGCUUUCCAGGGGAUACUGGCAGGCAUUAUCAACGCUAACAAAGAGGACAUCGCCGAUACGCCAUUAUUAUCAUUUUUGACUGUAGUUGCCUUUCACCAAGAUCACUCGCGCUAGUCGACAUCGCUGCAUGCACAAUUGAUAUAGAGAGGUGUCGGACUUCCGACUUGUAAACAAAUCACCAUGUCGGUUCUACUGGAAACCAGCGCAGGCGACAUCGUCAUCGACUUACUGGUCGACUACGCGCCCAAGCUCUGCGAAAACUUUUUGAAGCUCUGCAAAGUCAAAUACUACAACUUCUCGCCUGUUCAUUCUGUCCAGAAAAACUUUUCGUUCCAAACUGGUGAUCCCCUCGGACCUAUGGCUCCCCAAUCCGACGGUGGUAGCAGCAUAUGGGGAGUACUAUCGGGCGACCCCGCCCAGCGAACGUUUCCAGCCCUCUUCCAUCCAAAGCUCCGUCAUGCGGAGCGCGGCACCGUUAGUAUGGCCACGGCGCCCCAUCCUACAGACCCGGACACGCGACUGGCGGGCUCGCAGUUCAUCGUGACACUGGGCGAAGACACCGAUUUCAUCGACGGCAAGGCGGCCAUUUUCGGCAAAGUGGUCGAGGGUUUUGACACCCUUGAGAAGAUAAACGAAGCCAUCAUUGACGAAAAGGGACAUCCGCUCGUCGACAUCCGUAUCAAACACACUGUCAUCCUCGACGACCCCUACCCCGAUCCGGCUGGUCUGAGGGAGCCCAGCAGCUCCCCGGCCCCGACACCUGCGCAGAUAGCCACGGUGCGCAUCGCCGAAGACGAGGCCGCGAAGCUUGCGGAGGAAGAUGCGGAGGGCGAUGAGGACCGGGCUGCUGCGGCAGAGAAGCAGCGGCGUGAGCGGGAGGCCAAAGCGCAGGCUUUGACUCUUGAGAUGAUGGGCGAUCUGCCGUUCGCUGAGGUCAAGCCUCCCGAGAACGUGCUAUUCGUGUGCAAACUCAACCCCGUUACGCAGGAUGCGGAUCUAGAGCUCAUCUUCAGUCGAUUCGGCAAAAUCCUGUCGUGCGAGGUCAUUAGGGAUUCCAAGACGGGCGACAGCCUGCAGUACGCAUUCAUCGAAUUCGAGGACAAGGCUGCCUGUGAGACGGCAUACUUCAAGAUGCAGGGUGUUCUCAUCGAUGACCGCCGUAUACACGUUGAUUUCAGUCAAAGCGUGAGCAAGUUGAGCAAUGCAUGGCGGACGGACGCCAACGACAAGCGGAGGAAACAGGCUGCCAAAGGCCGCGGCGGCUGGGGUGGAGUUGACGAACUGGAAAAGUGGCGGAAGUACAGAGAAGACGACGGGCGGGACGAUCGGCCGGAUAGCUACGGGAUGGUUUACGGCAAGGAAGAGAUGCAAGGCCGCCACGAGCGUCAAAAGGCAGGCCCGGGACACGACGCAGAGAAGCCUCGCGAGGGUGGGGGUGACCGUAAUGGUUACGACCAACGACGAGACAGGGCCUCGGAUUCAAGAAGAAGGAGCCGCAGUCGGAGUCCGCGAAGAGAAAGGCACCGAGAUUCACGAGAUGGGCGGCGACGGGAUGACCGAGAUUCGGGUUCCAAAAGAGGCGGCGAACGCAGCCGUCAUGAUCGGGAUCGAGGUCAAGAACGCCAUAAUCGUGGUAAUGACUACGAUCGAGACCGUCGCCGUGAUAGGGAUCGACGUGAUGAUUACAGGAGACGAUGAGUGACUGUCACUUGCAGUCCAGCAAAAGGAUAGGCCGCGAUCAACCGGACGGACGCCGACGAGGUAGCUUCUGUAUACUGGUUGACAUAGUAGUUGAGUCUGACCUCUUGAAGUGAGUCUAGCAUUCGUUCCGUGGCGACAUCCUGAGUUACUCUACAGGAUCGCCAAAACUGGUCCAGACUACUGGCAAUCACUUCCGCCAUACAUGGCCGAGGAUCGCUCAAGAUAUGUCGCAUCAUCAUCGCAACUCGAACUGGUGGAUUAGGUGGGAAUCAGCUGGACGGCAGACAAUCCCAUUUCGAGCCUCGAUUCAUUGAUUGCCUGGACUUUUCACUUGGACCAUCCCCGAUCUUGAGGUUAGGAUUACGGCGAAAUGCUUCGAGAUUGAAGAGCGGUGCAGAACCUGCAUUCACAACAUGACACGUAAGUUCGCUUGACAGACGGCAUCAUUUAUGGUUCAAGUUUGUAGGUUCCAUGCGAUGUGGAAUGGAUAAAGCAACAAGAAGCGAAAAACGAGGCCAAUUUCCUUGAUGAGAGCGGUAUUGCUGGAUGGGUGCAAGACCUGACGGUGCUACACGCUACGGCCGCUCGCUUGCUACCGCUCACGACUGACGGAGGUCAACAGCAACAGCAUUAGUGCAGUCCGCCGAUGUCCGCCUAGGCUAUUGACUCUGCCUGGUGGUGCUCAUCUAUCAGUCUGCCUCUCCCACAUGGAUUUGGUGUCAUACCUUGCAUCCAAUAGACAAACAAACAUGACUCAAUUUUAUUCCCCCCUGGUUAUCAUGUUUGUCUCCGUCAUGACUUGCCGUUUACAGACCGCAGUUUUGCUGGCGCCCGGUGGCCAGCCAUACAUGAUCACGCACCCGUCAAUUUGGGUUUACUGCAGUUUUGGACACUUGUUUGGUUGCCGCUUCCAGCAGAACAGACUCGCUGGGGCCUCUCGAACAGCUGGGGUGUUGAAGUUGGAGUGUCAGUACCUCGGGGAAGAUGCUACCUAGCUGGGAAAUCGGGGAGGGCAAAAGUAUCCCAGAGGUUUUUUUUUUUUUUUUUUUUUUUCCCCUUCGCACUCAUUGUUUUCUAGCCCCUGACUAAAUCAAGAGGUGAUGCAACUGCGAUAUAUCUCAGGCACGGUGGCGGCAUAAUCAUCAGCCGUUCGAUGGUUCCCUUGCUAUUACUUGUUCCGGAUGUGAGCUUUUCCGGUCCGCAAAUAGAGUACGGGGAAAAGUUGACGUUUAUACUACCCAAUUUUCUAAUCUUUCAGAGCAAUAACUUGCGUUAGUUACCACACCACCACUUAUGUGAUGCCACCUUUCCAUCUCGUAUCUUCAUCUUCCUUGUUUUGGGCCUCGACUGUCUUGCCUUGCCACCAUUACCUUAUGAUACCGGUGCCUUCUGAUGAGUGUUUCCUCAAUUUCCUGGCCGC